GUGAUUUGUUAAACACGUUGUUUUAGUGGAUGGAAACAAAAAACAGUAGAAGUUAAAAUGGCGGACGACAUUCGUAAUAAUGACGAAUGGGAAAAACUUUUGAAACAAUAUCCAAGUCUCAGUGUGCAAAAAUUUGAUGGAGACAAGACGAAGGUUGUCUGUGAAAUUACAUCGCAUGAAAUGCCGUAUGACUUGAAAGCUGUUGAAAUGUUUGUAACGGGCAAGAAAUAUAGAAAUGUAUGCAAAAACACGCUAACAAAAGCAGAAAAAGACCUUGUAUCCGAACAUCUUGUUGAAAAAAGACGAGGUCAAUUGUACUGUAAACUUACAGAGAAAUACAUAAACAAUCUUCCUCACCACAUACGUCUCCAUCUGAACGGAAAACGCUUUCAAAUAGCUCUUAACAAUGCAAGUUGUAUUUCAAAAAUCAGUUCACCUGAAGAGGAAAAUGGUGAAAGGGAAGAAAGUAUGGAAGACAGAGCUGAACUGUGGGUUCCUCCUACAGUUUCUGAGUCAGAAAGUGAGGAAGCGGCAGAUCUUGAUGUGGAGUUUAAAGAAUGCGAGAAAAAUAAUGGAGACAAUUAUAACUUUGACAUUUUGAAAAAUGGAGAGAUGAUGACAGUAAAAGAAAAACCAAAUAUUGAGAGAAAGAAAAAAAUGAAGAAAAAUAAUGAAGAUCUGCAAUCAAAAAAAGGCAAGCGAAAAAUAAGUAAUAACAUUGUAGUCAGAAACAAGAAAAAAAGGAUUUGAUUCAUUUUGAUGAUGAAUCUCUUUGGGAAAGAAAAAUACUAUUUAUUAUUCAAAUUCAUCCAAACAUUUCUUAUAAGUUGUGCAUUUUCCAAAUCCUAAAAUGGUGAUUCAAUUCUCUUAUUCCCUACAUAAACAACUUUGCUUUGAGUGUAAGCAUCAAAUCCAUGCAGACCAUUUUCACGUCCAAUACCAGACAUUUUAAAGCCUCCUGUUGGAAAAAAUGGGCGAAAUAUAUUGUAUGUGUUUAUCCAGCAGGUUCCUGCAUUCAUCUUUGAUGCCACUCUGUAUGCACAAUACAAGUCUCUAUAAUUGCAAACAGAAAGAAUAUUUCACAUUUAUUGACUUGGAUAUGUUGGAAUAAGUUAUACAUAUGUUAUUUAAAAGACAAACAACAAUAGCACCUGGUAAACACGCCACUGGCCAA
Xenia sp. Carnegie-2017 is the source of this 1174-nucleotide messenger RNA. Its product is annotated as surfeit locus protein 2-like. NCBI's taxonomy places the organism in Eukaryota, Metazoa, Cnidaria, Anthozoa, Malacalcyonacea, Xeniidae. Bases 58 to 750 code for a protein of 230 amino acids. The transcript is spliced from 5 exons. The record is from RefSeq and is a predicted model, not a curated record.